Molecule: messenger RNA, 1098 nt
Organism: Spinacia oleracea (spinach)
Lineage: Eukaryota; Viridiplantae; Streptophyta; Magnoliopsida; Caryophyllales; Amaranthaceae
Exons: 1
Coding region: 1-1098 (365 amino acids)
Molecular function (GO): catalytic activity
Source: RefSeq, a predicted model, not a curated record
AUGGAUAACAUUCUUUGUUGGAAUGUGAGGGGACUGAACAUGAAGGAUAAACAACUAAGGGUGAGGAAGUUCAUCCUUUCUCAUCAAGCAAAAUUGUUCAGUCUCCUUGAAACUAGGGUUAAGACUCCUAAAUUAGGGGAUCUUUACCUUAAUGUAUGUCCAGGGUGGUGUUUUACUACCAACCUCAGCCAGCAUAAAAAUGGAAGAAUAGUGGUUGGAUGGGACCCUAUUUCCUUUGAUGUUGAUGUUAAGUUCAUGAGCUCUCAAAUGGUGCAUUGCUUUGUUACUUCUAAACCUGCUGGUCACACUUUUUGGUGCAGUUUCAUUUAUGGUCAUUCUGAUAAGAAAGAUAGGGAAGCUCUCUGGAAGGACCUCUCUCACUUAGCUACCUCAAUCUCCAUGGCUUGGGUGAUCAUGGGAGAUUUCAAUGCCAUCAUGGCUAUUGAAGAUAGGGUUGGCUCUCUUGUUAAAUGGGGGGAAAUACAACCAAUGAGAUCUUGCAUGUCUUCUUGCAACCUUGCUGAAGUUAAAACCAUGGAGAGACAUUUCACUUGGACAAAUAAGCAGGAUGGUGCAGCUAGAGUUUUCACUAGGAUUGAUAGGAUCCUAGCCAACUCACAGUGGGAAGAUAUUUUCACUACUGCUGAAGCUACUUAUUUUCCAGAAGAGGAGUUUGAUCACUGUCCUAUGAUCAUGAGCUGUUAUAGAGUGGCACACCAGAAAAAACCUUUCAGAUUCUAUAACAUGUGGGUCACUUCUGAGCAUUUCAUUCCCACAAUACAGGCAAACUGGAGCAAGCCAGUCCAUGGUUGUCACAUGUUUAGGGUUGUUCGGAGGCUAAAGUGGAUUAAAGCUGACUUGAAAUUGCUCAACAAGAAUGGUUUCAGUUCAGUUGAGGCUGAUAACAUCAAAACACACAAUGAUCUUGUUCUUGCACAGAAUGCUUUGCAUGGUGCCCCUAUGGACAGUGUUCUAGCCUCAGUGGAGAAAGCUGCAAAUGAGGCCUAUAGAACUGCUCAUCACAACUAUCUUUCUUUCCUUCAGCAAACAGCCAAGCUGCAAUGGCUUCAGUUGGGUAAUGAGGCCUUUUUCACAUGA